Molecule: messenger RNA, 1234 nt
Organism: Neolamprologus brichardi
Lineage: Eukaryota; Metazoa; Chordata; Actinopteri; Cichliformes; Cichlidae
Source: RefSeq, a predicted model, not a curated record
GACCAACAUGGACCAAGAAGACAAUGCUCUCAGGAGGCCGACAAACCUCACAGAAGAAAGGGAGACAAAACCUACAGCUGUGAUGAGUGUGGAAAGUGUUUUACCCAGGCUGGAAACUUAAAAAACCACAAAAUCGUCCACAGUGGGGUUAAAGCAUACAACUGUGACUUGUGUGGAAAGUCUUUUACCCAGGCUGGAAACUUAAAAAAACACAAAAUCAUCCACAGUGGGGUUAAAGCGUACAACUGUGACUUGUGUGGAAAGUCUUUUACACAGGCUGGAUCCUUAAAAACACACCAACUCAUCCACAGUGGAGUUAAAGCAUACAGCUGUGACUUGUGUGGAAAGUCUUUUACCCUGGCUCAAAACUUAAAAAGACACCAACUCAUCCACAGUGGAGUUAAAGCGUACAGCUCUGAGUUUUGUGGAAAGUCUUUUACCCAGGCUGGAGACUUAAAAGAACACAAACUCAUCCACAGUGGAGUUAAAGCAUACAACUGUGUCUUGUGUGGAAAGUCUUUUACCCAGGCUGGAUCCUUAGAAAGACACCAACUCAUCCACAGUGGAGUUAAAGCAUACAGUUGUGAGUUGUGUGGAAAGUCUUUUGCCCUGUCUCAAAACUUAAAAAUACACCAACUCAUCCACAGUGGAGUUAAAGCGUACAGCUGUGAGUUUUGUGGAAAGUCUUUUACCCGGGCUGGGGACUUAAAGAAACACCAACUCCUCCACAGUGGAGUUAAACCUUACAGCUGUGAGUUGUGUGGAAAGUCUUUUGCCCAGGCUGGAAACUUAAAAAACCACAGAAUCGUCCACAGUGGAUUUAAACCUUACAGCUGCGACUUGUGUGGAAAAUCUUUUACCCUGGCUGGAAACUUAAAAAACCACAGAAUCAUCCACAGUGGAUUUAAACCUUACAGCUGCGACUUGUGUGGAAAGUUGUUUACCCAGGCUGGAAGCUUAAAAAAACACCAACUCCUCCACAGUGGAGUUAAACCUUACAGCUGUGACAUGUGUGGAAAGUCUUUUACCCAGGCUGAAGGCUUAAAAAAACACCAAGUCAUCCACAGUGGACUUAAAUCUUACAGCUGUGACUUGUGUGGAAAGUCUUUUGCCUGGGCUGGAGACUUAAAAAAACACCAACUCAUCCACAGUGGAGUUAAAAUGUACAGCUGUGAGUUGUGUGGAAAGUCUUUUACCUGGGCUGAAGGCUUAAAAAAACACCAAGUCAUCCACA